GGCAGUUCUCUUCUAGUAGUAGGAUCCCUCAUCUUACACUAUCAGCAACGACGAACAGGCAGUCGAGAUUUAGCCACAUCUCCUCACGUCGAGACUUAUUGGUCUUUGUGUGAAGCAGGAAUUAUCUUCCCUGUGUUCGAGGUUCUACUAUCAUGGAGUUUACUAGAACACAUGAGACAGACGUGUGUGUUGUAGUUUCUACUAGUUUUUGCAAAUUAAUAAUUCUAAAAGCGUCUUAACAACGAGAGUUUUUACUAUGAUGGAGUUGGAGAGUAUAAAGCAAAAAGAGGCGAGCGAAGAAAGUCUUCGAUUUGAAAUGCAGUUGUGUGCCUGGGUUUAGACACAGAAGCAAAGGCUUGGCUUUUUCCUCUUUUUAGUGAAAAAAGACGAAAAUUCAAAUUGUGCCUUUAUAUUACUUUUUCUGAUUCUUUUCAUUCAUGUGAAAAUAGGAUAGAAAAUGUAUGUAGACGCAAAAGUUGUUGAAGUAUAGAAAGUGCUGCGUCCAUCAUUCAAUUAUUUGCAUUCUGUAGUUUAGACCUGUGACUUAUCAUUUCUUUUAUCGUUGAUCGUACUCAACAACUUACCAAAAAAAGACGCUUACAUUCUGCUCGGUAAACAAAAACUAAAGGGCACGUUCGAUAAUUUCAACUGAUCAAACAUACAACCAAAUUAUAGCUAACACUAAGAAAUUCAUCAGAUCAUCACGACUCCGACAGUCACACCUAUCUAGCACUUUCCUGUAGUUUAGAAGCUAGAAAUAGUCUUCUAGCAACAGUCUUUCUUGUGGCUUACAAACAAGGACGACGAAUAUCUCCAAACACUCUCUAGUAAUCGGAACACUUUGUUGUACAAUACCACUUUGAUACAACUCUGAGACAGCAACUUCUAAUCUACUAGUUUAACCGGUACUAUACACAGUCACAGUUACCUAUAUAAGUACUUUCUCUGAACUUUACAGUUACCUAUAUGAGUACUUUCUCUGAACGUUCUAUGCACAGUCACAGUUACAUACCUAUAUACUUUCUUGUACAGUCACAGUUAUUCGAAAGCUCAAAAUAACCGAGUUACUAACUGAAAUAAGGGAGGCAGCUCUCUCAACAUCAAGGCUAUCCUUCCUUCUCAUCAGUAUCUCGGUUAUUCUGAUCAAUUACUUGCUUAUUUCAGUUUUUCGAAUACAUACCUAUAUACUUUCUUGUAGUUUGGUACUCAAACUUUCUCUGAACUUUCUUGUAGUUUAGUACUCAAACAAGGAAACAAGAUGUGCACUCCCGAAGUGAAGCUUGUCCAGGACGCGGUGAGUGCCGUAGUCGCUGGAAAAGUUGAAGACUACAUGGCGGUUGUGGAUGACAACCUUAAGUUUUGCGUUUUAGGUGGUCUGGUUCCUGCCGGCAAGUGCUCGGGAAAUACCAAAGCUGCCUUCAUGGAAUGUGGAGCGGAACAAGGUACUGCGCAGUUGUGGUUUAGGCGUUGGCCUGUUCACUUAUCAGAUAGAAUAGUCCUAGGCACUGGAGUGCUAGACUCUUAGCCCUGCUAUGACCAUGUCAAAUGGAUCUGGUCCUGCUAUGACCAAUGUACUACUCCAGGUAGAGCACAGCUUCCUUGUAGUUGUAGUUUUUAGAGGUGGACAGAUGAACUUUUAUACUCAAUUACAAAGAAGAUUCUUAAGUAGAAGAAAUGUAAAAAUAACACUAAGGUGAGUAGUUCCGCCUGCUAAAGGACAGACCUGCAGUUUGAAAGCAGUCGUACACAAAAUCGUGCGAGAUGGAAAGAUUUGUUAUGGGAGAUGGUAGUUUUGGACUAGUUUUGCUCGUAAUCGUAAGUCAGGGCAGAUGAAGUGUUCUAAAUUUUUUUUCCCUAGACCGCUACAUGCAGCUACGAUUAUCAUCAGACGGACCUCUGAUCAUUCGGAAGCUGUUUGAGGCACCAACCUGGUAUUCGUCGUGCAAUGAAUCCUGGCGAAGUCCACUUCUGAAUUUUUACCAUCCCAACCUUCCCCACUUUUCUCUUCGCCAUUUUCAUUUCCCCGAAAAAUACCACAUUCUGGACCAACGUGCUGUGUGCGCUAUCACUGGUGCCAAAUAUGAGGUGCCGGAGGGGUUAAGCAUCGUCAAAGCGGCUUUGGGUGGAAUGGGUGCUGGAAAACCAGAGGAAUACUUUAACCGCGUUGCGCCGGCUUUUGAUUUCGAUGUCUUAGGGUGCUUUAUUCCUGGUGGGGUACCGUAUACUAUCCUGAGGUAUAAAUAUUUUUUACCUUGAGCAUUGUAUUACUGUGCUGAGAAACUACAGGUAAUUUAUAGUUUCUCGUGAUCUAUUACAUGGUUGUGUGCUAGUAAAUUCGGAUGUAAUCAUCUACUUCAUUCAUCUUCCGUACAACUCCCAUACACGACACCACAGUCCCAAGGAAAGUACUUCGAAACGAUUCGAUUUGUGCCGAAUAGCUUCUGCGGAUAUGGGGAGCACGUUACUUUCACCUGCGAAUGGGAGAUCAAGCUUAACUUAAGGCAUGGAUGUUGACUUACCGAAGAAUUAUAGCGCCUGGAAGUACUGAAACAGUGAAACAACAUGGAUUAAGGCCAGCUUCUAGUUUUGUCCAUCUUUCUCGGCAUCUUGGUACCCUUUUGUUCCCCUGUAUUCUUCUCAUGAAAUACAAGGUCCAAGGGGUCAAGAUGAGGGGGCCGAGAUGCAACCUAGCAGACUCUAAAUGGACAUGCUCGGUAAUUCUUACUCUUUCUACAAUUGAGUAAGAAAAGAAUCAAUCCAAUUCCAAUGAGCAUUCGUCUGUACUUGAACAAAAUGGCCACUAAGUCGGUACCCCUUUCUCCUAAUGACCGCUCCUGGCGGCGACACCACUAUGA
Messenger RNA from Amoebophrya sp. A25, 2855 nucleotides. Lineage: Eukaryota; Dinophyceae; Syndiniales; Amoebophryaceae. The record is from the annotation of a GenBank genome assembly.